Penicillium canariense is the source of this 1722-nucleotide messenger RNA. RefSeq names its product alpha-1,2-mannosyltransferase ALG11. The record is from RefSeq and is a predicted model, not a curated record. Gene Ontology annotation, molecular function: GDP-Man:Man(3)GlcNAc(2)-PP-Dol alpha-1,2-mannosyltransferase activity. Gene Ontology annotation, biological process: protein N-linked glycosylation. Lineage: Eukaryota; Fungi; Ascomycota; Eurotiomycetes; Eurotiales; Aspergillaceae. The transcript is spliced from 2 exons. The coding region runs from base 1 to 1722 and encodes 573 amino acids. Gene Ontology annotation, cellular component: endoplasmic reticulum membrane.
AUGGCCAUCCUGACCACCGCCAUUUUCGCGCUUUUGAUCGCUGCGACGACCGUCGUCCUUCUCCCGCAGCUUGUGGGCGGCGUGCUGGGGCUGGUUUUUCGCAGCGUGGGAUGGCUGAUCCGCCGAAGGACACGAUCUCGGCGUGAAUACGUGAUUGCGCGGGCGCGAUCGGACGAGGAGCUACUUCAGACGCCCCGCGCAAAGGGUUCAACACACUCGCUGGCCCGGAGCUCAGCUGAGGAUGAGGACUGGGAGAAGGUGGAUAGUAGCGCCGGCCCUGGUGGGGUGAAGACGUCUACCAGCAGCGACAGCGGUGGUAGCGACGGCACAAAGAGGCCGGAUGACUGGGAUGGAAUCAUUGGGUUCUUCCAUCCGUUUUGUAAUGCCGGUGGUGGUGGAGAACGAGUGCUUUGGGAAGCAGUGCGCACAACACAGAAACGUUGGCCGAAGGCGAUUUGCGCCAUCUAUACCGGCGACCAUGAAGUGAACAAGGCGACUAUGUUGGAGCGAGUCGAGAACCGGUUCAACAUCCAUCUACAUGCUCCAACAGUGGUGCUCCUGUACUUGACCACGCGCAAGUACGUUGUCGCCAGCUCGUAUCCACACAUGACGUUGUUGGGCCAGUCGUUGGGAUCGCUGGUCGUUGCCUACGAUGCCUUUACACUGCUGGUGCCAGAUGUAUUCAUUGAUACUAUGGGCUACGCUUUUACUCUUGCACUGUGCAAGUGGCUCUUCCCUGCCGUGCCCACCGGCGCAUAUGUGCACUACCCGACUAUUUCAACCGACAUGCUCGCGUCUCUGGAUGACCAGAGCGGGGUUCAAGGUAUGAAUGCAGGCGCAGGCAAGGGGCUGAAGGGGACCGUCAAGCGACGCUACUGGCAGCUCUUCGCACAACUAUAUGGUUGGGUCGGCCGCCACAUCGACGUGGUCAUGUGCAAUUCCUCCUGGACUGCAGCGCACAUUCGCAAACUCUGGGGCCUUGGUAAAGGUAAAGCAAGCAUUGACAACAGCACCGGCGAGGGCACCGCCUCAUCGCCAGCCGUCGUGUUCCCCCCAACAGCUGUGUCCGAGCUUGAAUCCACCAUCGCCGUGGAUGCCGAGAGUGAGAAAACCCGCCAGCCCACGCUGCUCUACAUCGCGCAGUUCCGCCCAGAGAAGAAUCACCCGCUCGUCCUGCGCUCCUUCGCGCGCUUUCUGCAAGAGCGCGCCCGCAACCCAGCCUACGCUGAUCAACCCCAACCACGACUCGUCCUCAUCGGCUCCGUCCGCCAUGCCAGCCCGGAUGAAACCCACAUCUAUAACCUCCGCCUGCUCGCGCACGAGCUGCGCAUCCGCGACCACACCACAUUCAUCUGCGACGCGAGUUGGCCCGCCGUGCUGUCACAUCUGGGUACGGCCUCCGUUGGUGUGAACGCCAUGUGGAAUGAGCACUUCGGCAUUUGCGUCGUCGAGUACCAGGCCGCUGGCCUGAUUUGCGUGACGCACGACUCGGGUGGCCCGCGCGAGGAUAUCGUUGUGGACCUAGGUGAUGGGGCGACAGGCUUCCGUGCUGAGACGGAGGAACAGUUUGCGGCUGCUUUUGAGGCGGCACUUGCGCUGCCGGAGCCGGAGAAGGUGGCUAUGCGCCAGCGGGCGAGACGGUCCGCGCGCAGGUUCACGGAGGAGGAGUUCUCCCACAAGUGGCUGAGACAAGUGCAGAAGUUGGUUGAGGCAUCGCGGUAG